AAUAAAUACUUUCCGUGUUUAAUAUAUUUAAAUGUUCUUUGUUUCUUUACGUAAGGAAUGUAAGCGAGUGGCCGAUCUCACUGUAAAGGAACAAUUGUCUAACGAAUUGCUGAUAUUACUUCGACAAAUGUAUCACGUGGAAAGAGAUAUGCUGUUCAUUGGGUUGAUCGACGUGAUAAACUCGGUGGAGCAAAAUCUAGCAGAUUUCAUUGUACUUGCCGAGAAUGCCACGCACUUAUUGGCGCCAUUGGAUUUCUUCGCACGAUUGACAAAGUUAGCCGAAGCGAAAAAUGUUCCCUAUGUUUAUACAUGUAAAAAGAAGCAACUCGGUUGGGCAUGUCAUUUAUCUGUCGGUAUAAGCGCUAUUUCAAUCAAGAUUGGACACUCCUACUUCUCAGAAAAGAUUAAUGCCACUAAAAGCAUGAUAAUAAGUGCAGCUUUAAGCUCGACCAUAACUUUAUAAUCUAUUAGUUUAAUAUAUUAGUGGUCCCAUUAUAAUUGAAAAUUGAAUAUUAACAUAUAACAUAUUAUGCUUAUCGAAAA
Molecule: messenger RNA, 543 nt
Organism: Ooceraea biroi (clonal raider ant)
Lineage: Eukaryota; Metazoa; Arthropoda; Insecta; Hymenoptera; Formicidae
Product: NHP2-like protein 1 homolog
Source: RefSeq, a predicted model, not a curated record